GAAGCUUUAAACUUCAGACUUAGAGGUGGGCUGCGCGCAGUCAACUGGAUGCUCUCGCGCGCAGUCCUCAGCGCAGGAGUGAUCUGAAGCAGGACGGGCUCAGGCUGCAGCUGCUGUGGCUUUGUGUGCACUGGAUGCCGCGCUCCGGAGACGGGGGAGGGUUUUUACUUCAACUCACAGGCAAUGGAAUUACAGCUGUAGCAGCAGGGUAUAAAGGAUUGCUUUUUCCCUCGUCUUCCUGGAGGUGCUCAGUCCGGCCCACUGUAAGGAAGGAAGAGAAAUAAAAAGGGAAUUUCGUGUGCUUCCUUCUCCCUCCAUGAGGACUGCUUGCACUGUGUCCUUUGCUCCUUAAAAGAGAGUCCACCCGUUCUAGUAGAAGGGGACUGAAACGGAAAUACUGAGAAAGCAGCAAGAAGCAGAAGACAUAGCUAUUUCACAGCAGUAACAGAAGCUGCCUGCUAUAAUAAAGACCUCAACACUGCUGACCAUGAUCAGCCCAGCCUGGAGCCUCUUCCUCAUUGGGACGAAAAUUGGGCUAUUCUUCCAAGUGGCACCUCUGUCUGUUAUGGCUAAAUCCUGUCCAUCUGUGUGUCGCUGUGACGCAGGUUUCAUUUACUGUAAUGAUCGCUCUCUGACAUCCAUUCCAGUGGGAAUUCCGGAGGAUGCUACAACACUCUACCUUCAGAACAACCAAAUAAACAAUGUUGGGAUUCCUUCAGAUUUGAAGAACUUGCUGAAAGUGCAAAGAAUAUACCUGUACCACAACAGUUUAGAUGAAUUUCCUACCAACCUUCCAAAGUAUGUGAAAGAGUUACAUUUGCAGGAGAAUAACAUAAGAACUAUCACGUACGAUUCACUUUCGAAAAUUCCCUAUCUGGAAGAGUUACACUUGGAUGAUAAUUCAGUCUCGGCUGUUAGCAUAGAAGAGGGAGCAUUUCGAGACAGCAACUAUCUGCGGCUGCUUUUUCUGUCCCGUAACCACCUUAGCACAAUCCCGGGAGGCUUGCCCAGGACUAUUGAGGAAUUACGCCUAGAUGACAAUCGCAUAUCAACUAUCUCUUCCCCAUCGCUUCACGGUCUCACAAGCCUGAAACGCCUGGUUUUAGAUGGAAACUUGUUGAACAACCACGGUUUGGGUGACAAAGUUUUCUUCAACUUAGUAAACUUAACAGAACUGUCCCUGGUGAGGAAUUCCUUGACAGCCGCACCCGUGAACCUUCCCGGCACGAGCCUGAGGAAGCUUUACCUUCAAGACAACCAUAUCAACCGGGUACCCCCAAAUGCUUUUUCUUAUUUAAGGCAGCUGUAUCGACUCGAUAUGUCCAAUAAUAACCUAAGCAAUUUACCUCAGGGUAUCUUUGAUGAUUUGGACAAUAUAACCCAACUGAUUCUUCGCAACAAUCCUUGGUAUUGUGGGUGCAAGAUGAAAUGGGUACGAGACUGGUUGCAGUCACUACCUGUGAAGGUCAAUGUGCGUGGGCUCAUGUGCCAAGCUCCAGAAAAGGUCCGUGGAAUGGCUAUCAAGGACCUCAGUGCAGAACUGUUUGAUUGUAAAGACAGUGGGAUUGUGAGCACCGUUCAGAUAACCACCGCAAUACCUAACACAGCAUAUCCUGCUCAAGGACAGUGGCCAGCUCCUGUGACCAAACAACCAGAUAUUAAAAACCCCAAGCUCACUAAGGAUCAGCGAACUACAGGCAGUCCCUCACGAAAAACAAUUUUGAUUACUGUGAAGUCUGUCACCCCUGACACAAUCCACAUAUCCUGGAGACUUGCUCUGCCUAUGACUGCUUUGCGACUCAGCUGGCUUAAACUGGGCCACAGCCCAGCCUUUGGAUCUAUAACGGAAACCAUCGUAACAGGAGAACGUAGUGAAUACUUGGUCACAGCUCUAGAACCUGAAUCACCCUAUAGAGUAUGCAUGGUUCCCAUGGAAACCAGUAACCUUUACCUGUUUGAUGAAACUCCUGUUUGUAUUGAGACUCAAACUGCCCCUCUUCGAAUGUACAACCCCACAACCACCCUCAAUCGAGAGCAAGAGAAAGAACCUUACAAAAAUCCAAAUUUACCUUUGGCCGCCAUCAUUGGUGGGGCUGUGGCCCUGAUAUUGAAGUUAUGAACCAUUUACUUUGUGUUCUACUGAGUAAGAUGACUUGUUGACUGUGAAAGUGAAUUUUCUUGCUGUGUUGAACAAUCAGGACUGCGUUCACUUGAGAUCCUUGUAGAAUAAGCACAGGCCGUUUUUCACUUUGGUAUUGAUACAAUGUAAAAAAAGAAAAAGAAAAAAAAAGAAACCUGGCUGGAUGACAAAAUAAAUUUUAAAAACUAGUUAUGAAAUAAUGUUCCAAUGAUUAAAUUUGUAUUAUCCCAGUGGUAUUUAAUAAGUCAAAAUCUGUGACGUAAUGGGCAGUAUGGAACUUGCUGCACCUCUCAUUUAACCCUAGGCAAAUUAAAUAUCCUCAAGGAAGUUAAGCAUAGUUUCUGAACUGAAUACAUCGGCUCACAUAAAAACAGUGUGAAGUAGUCGGCUCUCAGAGCCGCUGUCGGCAGAGUUUCAAGAAUAAAGACCUUCACGAGAACAGACAUGUAAGUGCAGGGAGUAUGUGUACUUAAAACAAAACCAUGACAACUUAGACUUGUGUAGUGUAAUCAAUACAUAUACUAGAACUGCAUCUUGGUUUUGACCUGGACCAUUCAGGCUCCUGAAAAAGUUGAAUCCUAAACACAGAAUUGUUAGUGUUUAUCGUGUUUUUAUUAUAAAGGAUGUCGGAGAACAACUGUCUGCGUAGUUAAGAAGGUAGUGUAACCAUCAGCGACUCCUCUCAGCGGUCCAGAGAGAAGUAGUGCUUUAAGUAAGAAUUUCAGAGAAAAAUAAACACUAGAUAUCAAAUUUAGAUCUGGCUUAUAUGAGAUGCUUGAACACUGUACAUAAAUAUUCAAUUUACUUUCACCAUGGUGGCGAAUACUGCCCAUUACUGUCACAGUUCGCCAGAUAUUACAUAAUGGACUUGUAAUGUAACAUUUCUUUACAGCUUCCUACUGAAUUGUGAGCUAUUACUUGUUUAAAAACCAUACCACUUUUUGUUGCCAUGAUUUUUUUUUUCAACAAUGAAAGAAAAAAAAAAAAAAACCAACCAAAGUGCACUGUACGCCCUUUGGCCAGUCUUGUAUGUGCCUUGAUCCAACGCUACAUGUAUUCAGCUUUUGAAAUUCGACAAAUUUUUCAUACUUCCUUAAAUAUGAAAAAUUAUGGUCUUAUUGCUGAAUAAAACUUAAGAAAAACACAGAAUAAUUGUGCUUGCUUUCAGGACUAUGUUACCAUCACUAAAAGUAGAAAAUUGCCAGCACAUGAGUCCUAAACAACCCCAUGUAUUUUUCUAGGCAUAAAAAUAAAAGUUGGGUACAAAUAAAAGAAAUAGCGGUA
Messenger RNA from Rattus norvegicus (Norway rat), 3424 nucleotides. RefSeq names its product fibronectin leucine rich transmembrane protein 3 (gene Flrt3). The record is from RefSeq and is a predicted model, not a curated record. Gene Ontology annotation, molecular function: chemorepellent activity; protein homodimerization activity; fibroblast growth factor receptor binding. NCBI's taxonomy places the organism in Eukaryota, Metazoa, Chordata, Mammalia, Rodentia, Muridae. Gene Ontology annotation, biological process: embryonic morphogenesis; fibroblast growth factor receptor signaling pathway; synaptic membrane adhesion. Gene Ontology annotation, cellular component: cytoplasmic vesicle; axonal growth cone; glutamatergic synapse.